This is a messenger RNA of Wyeomyia smithii (pitcher-plant mosquito), 2954 nucleotides long. It is a transcript of the gene tup, whose product is annotated as insulin gene enhancer protein isl-1. Gene Ontology annotation, molecular function: DNA-binding transcription factor activity, RNA polymerase II-specific; cis-regulatory region sequence-specific DNA binding. The record is from RefSeq and is a predicted model, not a curated record. Bases 830 to 2230 code for a protein of 466 amino acids. Lineage: Eukaryota; Metazoa; Arthropoda; Insecta; Diptera; Culicidae. The transcript has 8 exons. Gene Ontology annotation, cellular component: nucleus. Gene Ontology annotation, biological process: neuron fate specification; positive regulation of transcription by RNA polymerase II; axonogenesis.
ACUCGCGGGGUAUGUUGUGUACUGUUUCGCUUUAUUUUCGUCUGUAAUCGUAUUUGUCGAUACGCGUGUAGAUCGAUCAUUCCAUUGUUACGCGGUCGAUCCUUUUCCGAAUCAAAAGUUGCACGUGGGAAUACAGAAAGAACGUUCGGUGAUUUGCUGAACUAAUUCUUGUUUAGGUUUGUUUACUGUUAGAAUCCGCGGUUGAUUCGUUUCCUGCGGCAUUCAAUACGCCCAAGGAACAAUUUAAAGCACUAUUUGGCCAAUACAAGUCGUCAUUGUUUGCUAACCCUUCAAUGACUUGGCGCAAAUAAAACGGAGUGUUCCAAGUGCGAGAAUUCGAGUUUUUUUUCGGUCCAGUCAGUUGUGAAGAGCUUAAAAGAAACCAGUGUUUAUGGAUCCCAAUCGAAGAGCAAAAUUAAUGCCAAUAGCUGAGGUAUAAGGAAAAAAUCCAACGCUGUAUAUACACAGUUCCAGCAUCGAGUCUCAAUCGAUUCCGAAGCGGAAAUUAGCCAACUCUGCUUGCUCAGCAAAUUGCUAACCUAUUACAAUGGCCAUAAAGUAUAAAACCCAUGAUUAACUGGCCACCGCGUCUCCGCUCUAAUCAACAAGUGCGUGUGCCUUAACUAGCUGAAGCUGUGGAUAGUAAGAUCGUGAAGUUUAGCUAUUAGACUAACUACGAAUUAAGGUGAACCAUGAGGAACCGGUGAAGUUCAGUAUAGUCCGGCAGUGCGAUAACGAGUGCAAACGCUAGGGUGACCACUGGCUAGUGGUCUGUUUUGCAGUGCAGACCUAUUUGGGCAAUAUAAACCAACGAAAAAAAUCAUCCUAUAUGGUAAUGGCAGAGAUAGGUGGCCCCUUGGCACACCAACUCAACCCCCUGCAGAACCACCGAGGAGGACUGGUGCAGCCGUCGCUGGUGAUGAACCAUCACCUGGACCCGCUGGACAACGGGGGUGGAACGUGUCAUACGCCGAACAUUCUACCAAAAAAGGAACGCCUCUCGCUGUGUGUUGGUUGUGGCGGUCAGAUUCACGACCAGUACAUCCUACGGGUAGCUCCGGACCUCGAAUGGCAUGCAGCGUGCCUCAAAUGCCAGGAGUGCAGGCAAUUCCUGGACGAGAACUGUACCUGCUUCGUGAGGGACGGUAAAACGUACUGUAAGCGAGAUUAUGUUAGGUUAUUUGGUGCCAAAUGUGAUAAGUGCGGGAACUUCUUUAGCAAAAACGACUUUGUUAUGCGGGCGAAAACGAAAAUCUACCACAUUGAGUGCUUUCGAUGCUCCGCUUGUACGAGGCAGUUAAACCCGGGCGAUGAAUUUGCGUUGCGCGAUGGGGGCGCCCUGUACUGUAAGGAAGACCACGACAUCCUGGAAAAAACCUCCCACAACAGUCUAGUGCAGAACGUGGAGCCGAACAACAACAUCAGCAGCAACACCAAUCAGAAUAGCAGCAGUAACAUUAACAAUAACAACACUAGUUUAAGCAAUAACAAUCACUCGAGUGAACUUGGAUCGAUGUCGGACUCCGGGAGCGAAUCCGGCUCGCACAAGAGCAUGCGAGGCAAGGGACCCAGCGGUCCAUCCGACGGUAAGCCGACGCGAGUGAGAACGGUGCUCAACGAGAAGCAACUGCAUACCCUAAGAACGUGCUACAACUGCAACCCCCGGCCGGAUGCGCUGAUGAAAGAGCAGCUGGUGGAGAUGACCGGCCUAUCGCCCCGCGUCAUACGAGUCUGGUUCCAGAACAAGCGCUGCAAGGACAAGAAAAAAACGAUCCAGAUGAAGCUACAGAUGCAACAGGAGAAGUACUUCCUUGCAAAUCCCCAACAGGAAGGUCGAAAACUUGGCUACGGACUGCAGGGAAUCCCGAUGGUGGCCAGCUCCCCAGUGCGGCACGAUUCUCCGCUGAACCUGCACGGGUUGGAAGUGACCGCCUAUCAGCCCCCGUGGAAAGCUCUGUCCGAUUUUGCACUGCACUCAGAUCUGGACAACAAUGGCGCCAUAAACACCCAUACACCUGCAUUCCAGCAUUUAGUUAAUCAGAUGCACGGCUACGACGUAGGUGUCGAUGGAGGUGGUGGAGGCGGCGGAGGUGGUGGUAUGCCAAUGCCACCACAAGGGCAGGGUCCACCGCUAGUGUCAAACAUAGACGUCAGCGGACACCAUCCCGACAGUACGGAUUCCUACGUGACAUAUCUGGAAAGCGACGACAGCAUACAGGGCAGCCCGUAAAAAUACCCCUGCCGAGGUUGGCCAAUCCUUUUACUUCUAGUAGGACAGACGUUAUCAUUUAUUGGUGCCACAAGCACAAACAACGGCAAUAUCGCAGUGUUGGUCAUUGAUUUCGGUUUUCUUACGAAAAGAUAUUAUGUAUAAUAAUUUAUUCGGCAAUACGUUAAUUUCAAUACCCUCAGAAUUCUAGCCAAUCGUACUUUAAUAGUUGUUUUAAGGUUGUGUCAGCUUCAGAUUGCUCACAUAUACGUGCAAACGCAGUAGAAAACAGUUUCAUUGUAAAUAGUGUAAAAUAACAAUAAAUCUUAAACGUAAGAAAAUGUUAUUUGGGCAUUUUUCCCUCCCUUGAAAGGUAGCAUAAUCAAAUUCAAAGUUAAAAUGGUCUCCUAAGUGUUAAGGCAUUAGUUCGUAAACGGAACCCUUCAUGUAUAUAACGUUUUAAUUUAAUAGUCUUACAAGUCAUCUGAUUGCACGCAAUGAAACAAAGACAAACUACAAAACGUAAAAUACGUAGUCGAAUGUCAAAUCAAACUAGACUUCAACUAUCGUGCAUAAAACAUUAGGGUAUAGAGAGGAAUAACUGUAACUGUAAAAUUAUGAAAUCACUUUUGAGAUUUAAUAUGAAAAUUGCAACUGAAAGCAACAUUAUAUUGUAAAAUAAAACAAAAUUGUACGAUAUAACAGUGUGACUGUAUGGGAAAAUAAACUAGAUCGAUUAAACAAA